Populus trichocarpa (black cottonwood) is the source of this 925-nucleotide messenger RNA. RefSeq names its product embryo-specific protein ATS3B. Gene Ontology annotation, molecular function: protein binding. The record is from RefSeq and is a predicted model, not a curated record. NCBI's taxonomy places the organism in Eukaryota, Viridiplantae, Streptophyta, Magnoliopsida, Malpighiales, Salicaceae.
CCUCUUGGGUCUUUUAAUCUCAGUUUAAUCCAGAAUGUAGGGAGUUGUUAUUACACAGUGGUUAUUACAACAUGCUGUUCCUCUCCAAGAUAUACUCGUGAUCAUAUUAGUAUUGCUUUCGGUGAUGUUUAUGGCAAUCAGAUCUAUGCACCAAGGUUGGAUGAUCCAUCGAGAACAUUUGAACGGUGUUCCUCCGAUUCAUUUCAGAUCUCUGGACCAUGUGGAUAUCAGAUAUGCUAUGUCUAUCUCUACAGAAGCGGACCAGAUGGUUGGAAGCCUGACACCGUGAGGAUUUCUGGUUAUUCUUCGAGGACUGUUACUUUUACCUACAAUACCUACAUCCCUAGAGAUGUUUGGUACGGAUUUAAUUUGUGCCACAAUGCCUCUUCUGCACUUCAGCGAGGAAUUCCGCAAUGGUUUUUGUACAUGAUCCUCGCGGUUCUUGCUAGUUUUAUAUUGCUAGUCUAAACGAAUAAGAAGCAGCACAUUAUAAGAAGCAGCACCUCUGGGACAUUUGCUAGCAACUUAUGGGUUCUUGCUAGUUUUUUUUUAUUGCAAGUCCAAACAAAUAACAAGCAGCACAUUAGUGGCUGCUGGGACAAUUGCUAGCAAAUUAUCGUCAGUGGCAUGUUGCAGAAGACUAGGAAAAAUAUUAGUACUGGAAAUGUGGCGAACCAUUUCCAUAUUUCUAAUAUGGUGUGAAGUUGUAACUAGCUACUAUCGUUCUGAGAGGAUUCAAGGAGCAAAGAACAAUAGCCUGUGUAGGUUGGACUGGUGAAAACUCAAGGAGAGAAAGAAAGAUAGGGGUUCAGAAAGUUCUGAAAGGUGCUUGUUAUUUUAUUUCUUACUUGAUUGAUGAAUGCUCAAUACGCCUUGGUUAUAUGUAUAGACUCAUAUAUAUCCUAGCCUGACAAUGAUUCUACCU